This is a messenger RNA of Fulvia fulva, 747 nucleotides long. RefSeq lists its product as uncharacterized. The coding region runs from base 1 to 747 and encodes 248 amino acids. The record is from RefSeq and is a predicted model, not a curated record. NCBI's taxonomy places the organism in Eukaryota, Fungi, Ascomycota, Dothideomycetes, Mycosphaerellales, Mycosphaerellaceae. The transcript has a single exon.
AUGGAUCAACUCAGAGCAGCCUUGUCGCGCUCUACCCUCUCGGAGAACAAGAAAGUCGACUGGAGCUUCGACCAUAUUCUACGCAGCUUUCCGACCGAAAUAUGCCACCUAAUCGCCGAGAACCGACAGCCACCAACGAAGCAACCAGUCGACGUCGCCAUCAACCACGGACGCCUGAAGGACUCCAUGGUCUUCCUCAACGGCUGCAACACUCCUCCCGAGCUACACGAUUUCUUCCGCAAAGCUUACUACAAGAACACCACCUUCCAGCUCCACGUCAGGAACAGCAAACCCCCCAUCCCUCAGAGAACCCUGAGCCGCUUCCUCGACCAAGUCGGCGACAACAUCAAAGACCUCACGACACUACGGAUCAACCACAUCGACUUCAGCAUCCUCAUCACCCUCACCCACAGCAGAUACAGCACCUCCAUCGACGGCACACUCGAAAAACCAUGGCGCUCCGGACCCUACGCAAUGAAACUAUUCGAGCACAUCGCCCACCACAAGCUCACCAGCGCCAAGACUCUGAUCGAAGCAGAAAUCAAAGAGAAUAAGCAGACCGGCAUCACUAGACAACAGCUUGCCACUUUCGUCGAGACGAUCUGCAAGCUUGAGACUGUCCGCUAUGUGAUCCAGCGUGGGUGGUUAGCGCUUGAUGCAGACGAUGAGGAUGAGCUUGAUGGGAGCUUGGUUCCGGAUGAUGAGGAGUUGCAGGGAUAUGUUGAUUUGAUGGAUUCUCAGCUAUAG